Molecule: messenger RNA, 4299 nt
Organism: Daucus carota subsp. sativus
Lineage: Eukaryota; Viridiplantae; Streptophyta; Magnoliopsida; Apiales; Apiaceae
Product: DNA repair protein REV1
Exons: 26
Coding region: 180-3599 (1139 amino acids)
Biological process (GO): error-prone translesion synthesis; error-free translesion synthesis
Cellular component (GO): nucleus
Molecular function (GO): deoxycytidyl transferase activity; DNA-directed DNA polymerase activity; damaged DNA binding
Source: RefSeq, a predicted model, not a curated record
CUAAACACAACACGUGCAAGCAUCUACAUACACCCCCUGUAUCUAUCCAUCUCCACCCAUUUCUAAAUCGUUCUCCACAAGCUUCCUUUCAUUUUCAUCUCUACAAAAACACACACACACCACAACACAAUCAAACAAUUUUACUCUAAUUCAAAUCAAUUCAAAUUCUCCCGCCAAAAAUGAGCUCGAGAUCGAAACGAGCCCUAAGCUCAAACGCAUCGACUAAAUCAACCAACAAGAAGAACAAAACGAACCAGAAAACCCUAGGCGUGGCUUGGAGCGCCGCCGGUUCUCGCGCUUCGACGUUCAAGUCGUCUCCGUUCUCCGAUACCGCAAGUUACAUGGCAGUUAAGAAUCAGAAGCUACAUGAACAGUUUGAUGCUGCCGCUUCCACCACCUUUCAAGGAGAAUUGUCUUCAGGAAAACCUAUAUUUCACGGGGUAUCAAUUUUUGUUGAUGGAUUCACGAUUCCUUCCAGUCAGGAGCUAAGAGGUUACAUGUUGAAACAUGGCGGGCGUUUCGAAAAUUAUUUUUCACGGCAUCGUGUUACUCACAUAAUCUGCAGUAACCUUCCUGACAGUAAAAUUAAGAAUUUGAGGUCUUUCAGUGCUGGACUUCCUGUACUGAAACCAACAUGGGUCUUAGAUUCUGUUGCUGCUAACAAACUCUUGAGUUGGCACUCUUACCAACUUGACCAGAUUGCUACUGAAACUCAGGGACAACCAAAAUUGUCUGCAUUCUUUCCCCUGAAAAGGAGCCCAUUCUCAUGUAACUAUGCUACUAAUGCGAUCGGUCAGCCACUAUCUAAGAUUGAGGAUCAAACUCCUAAGCUAGAUGCAGUGGUGACCAACAACUCUUUUGGAGAAGGUGAAACCAGAAAAGAGACAGAACAGUGCGACGUAUUAUCUGACAUUCAACUGAAGGUAGAUUCAGCAGUGAAUAAGAACUCAUAUGGGGAAAGUCAAUUCCUAGAGGAGAUAACACAUGCAAACAUAGAAACUGACAUCCCAUUGAAUGAGAGUCUCAUCAAAGCAAAAGAUGAGGAGAUAGGAUGUAAUGAUGUAAAACUUUGUGAACCUAGCACAUCUGAACCAGGUGAUGCUACAUCAGACAGUAUUCUUGCUGAAAAUGAACUCAAAUUUAUCAGUCCUGGUGAGCCUUCUACUUCUCAUAGCACUUACUCCACGGACAAGCAUAAUAUUAGCGAAUCCUCAAAUUCAAGGAUUGUUAUGAGCUCAAGUCAUUCUACUCUUGAGGACCCUAAUUUCGUGGAAAAUUAUUUUAAGCAUUCAAGGUUGCACUUUAUUGGAACAUGGAGGAAUCGCUACCGCAAGCUUUUUCCUGCCACAUAUUCCGGAACUAAAGGCACAAAUUCCAGUCUCCAUACCCGCUUGACUGAUGAACAGGCAACUGUUAUUCACGUAGAUAUGGAUUGCUUCUUUGUUUCGGUCGUUAUAAGGAACAAUCCUGAAUUACAAAAUAAGCCUGUUGCUGUUUGUCACUCUGACAAUCCUCGUGGAACUGCUGAAAUUUCAUCAGCAAAUUAUCCUGCCAGAGCUUAUGGGGUUAGGGCAGGAAUUUUUGUUAGGGAUGCAAAAUCCAUGUGCCCAGACCUUGUCAUAGUUCCAUAUAAUUUUGAAGCAUAUGAAGAGGUCGCUGAUCAAUUCUAUGGCAUACUGCAUAAGCACUGCAACAAAGUGCAGGCUGUUAGUUGUGAUGAAGCAUUCUUAGAUGUCUCCGAUUCUAAGAUAGAGGAUCAUCAGUGUUUAGCUUCGAUAAUAAGGAAGGAGGUAUUUGAUACUACUGGUUGCAAAGCAAGUGUUGGCAUUGCUGGGAAUAUGCUCAUGGCGCGCCUUGCAACUAGAAAUGCUAAACCAGACGGUCAGUGCUACAUUCCUGCUGAUAAGGUGGAAGAGUAUUUAAAUGAACUUCCAAUUAAAGCACUUCCAGGAAUUGGGCAUGUCCUAGAGGAUAAACUGAAAAGGAGAGAAGUAAAAACAUGCAAACAACUGCGUCUGAUUUCCAAGGAAUCUCUUCAAAAGGAAUUUGGUUUAAAAACUGGUGACAUGCUUUGGAAUUAUAGCAGAGGAAUAGACAAUCGGUCUGUUGGAGCGUUUCAGGAAAGCAAGUCUAUAGGUGCUGAAGUAAACUGGGGAGUGAGGUUCAAUAAUUUAGAACAUUGCCAAUAUUUUCUCCUAAACCUUUGCAAAGAGGUCUCUUUGCGUUUGCAAGGAGCUGGAGUGCAAGGCCGCACUUUCACUCUUAAGGUAAAGAAGAGAAAAACUGAUGCUGGAGACCCAGUGAAAUAUAUGGGCUGUGGGGAUUGUGAAAACCUUAGUCAUUCAUUAACGGUUCCUAUGGCUACUGAUGACGUAGAUGGCCUGCACAGGAUAGCAAUAAAGCUGUUUGAUUUAUUUCACAUAGAUGUGAAGGAGAUCCGGGGGAUGGGGUUGCAAGUUUCGAAACUUGAAAAUGCAGACAGUGGUCAUCAAGGGAACCAAAAGAAUUUUUUACGUUCUUGGCUCAUCUCUGCAUCCAGCACUAACAGAGAUCAAUGUGAAGUUAAAUCUAUAGCAGAAGGCAGUUGUGAAAGAGAGAAUCAGAAUGCAGAUGGAAAUUUGGGGCAGCAGUCGUGCACAAAUAUGAUUGUGGGUAGUGAUAUUUUGAGCAGUGAAGGUCAUGUCAACCGAGACUCUGUUCUCCCUCCUUUAUGUGAUCUUGAUAUGGGGGUGAUAGAGAAUCUACCUCCUGAUGUAUUCUCUGAACUUAACAACCGGUAUAGUGGAAAACUAAUUUCAUUUAUGUCAAAGCGUAAAGGCAAACUUGCUGAAAGCAACAUUGGAGGGAUGGCAUCAGAGGAAAGGGGAACUAGUGUUCCUUCUGUGGUCCCUUUGAGACCAUGCAAGGCAGAGAAAACGAGUACAGUUAAGGAAGUCUCGGUAACAGCUGCUUCUGGGAUGGUAGCGGGAAAUAAUGGUUCUUCCUUCUCUAGAAAUAUUGAUGUAAUGCCUUACUCUCUAAGCCAAAUUGAUGUUUCGGUUCUGCAUCAACUGCCUGAGGAAAUGAAAGCGGAAUUUCUUGAGCUUCUUCCUGCACACAGGAAGCAAGAAUGUAAUUCUGAUCCUGUUCCUGCCGAGUCCUGUCCUCAGCAGUCAUCUGAUUCAGAGUAUACUCAUAAUUUGUCCGGCUCGAGGGGAUCUAUUUCAGCCAAUGAGUAUUGGCUUGGGAAUCCACCGAAAUGGGUUGAAAAUUUCAAAAUGAGCAGUUGUUUGGUUUUAAAUAUUUUUGCAGAUAAUUAUUACAAAUCAGGUUCAGCAGGGAAAUUAUCUUCAAUACUACAACGAGCUAGGUCUAAUUUUGUUCCGAGCCUUGGUUUAACUCCUGAUGGUCUGGAUGAUGCUAUACUUUGCUUGUGUAAUCUAUUCAAGCAGUAUAUUGAAGUAAAGAUAGAAACAGAUAUUGAAGAGAUCUAUCUCUGUUUUCGGCUUCUAAAAAGGUUAUCGAAAAAGUCAACAUUCUUUUUAGAAGCAUAUAACGUCAUUCUUCCUGAAAUUCAGGCAACUGUCGGUGAAAAGUAUGGUGGAAAUUUCCUUGCUUAAUACUUGAAAACAUCGGUUUCUCGUAUUCGUAAGACAUUACAGCGUAUAAGGAUACAUUGUGGCAAUCCUGGUUCUGAAAUCCAUUUUCUAGCGGCAACUCUUCCUGCUCAAUGGGCAAUUGGGCAUCAUUAUAUUAAGUUGGCACCUAAAUUCCUAGCACAAGAAGCAUCUGAUGCUCUUGGCACACAGCUUGUAAAGGUUGCUGAUAGUUUGCUUAAAGAUUACACCGUUAUCUUUUGCAUUCAGUUUAAAGAGUCAUGUAAAAUGGACGGAGAGAGCACUUUUCUUUAUCUUCGGUGAUAUGAAGACCAUGGAUGAUGCAGAUGAAACAUGUAUGGGAAAGCCCAAAAUUUAUGAGCUGUUUUUUCAUAAUAUAGUUCAAAUAUGAUAGCCUGACCUUGAUGAAGAAAUGUAACCAUUUUCUUUAUCCCGUUUUCACUUGUAGAACAUAAUUCAUAUGUCUUAGUUUAGCUGGGAAGGAAUAGUCAAAGUUCUUACUUUCUUAGCAGUAGAUAUAAUCAAAAUUUGGUUUUAUGUUGAACCCAGAAAAUUCAUUUCCUAGUCUGUGUUUACUAUCGACUUUUGGAAUAAGGAACUGUCAAGAUUUGUAUACAGCAUGUAUAUGUUGACAUCCAUGUAUAUACAUGUGAGUCCAGUCGUGAGAUGGGGAGGGAACUCAAGUCUUAGCAAGUAUUCCCUA